Colossoma macropomum (tambaqui) is the source of this 4233-nucleotide messenger RNA. It is a transcript of the gene stub1, whose product is annotated as STIP1 homology and U-Box containing protein 1. Gene Ontology annotation, cellular component: cytoplasm; Z disc. Lineage: Eukaryota; Metazoa; Chordata; Actinopteri; Characiformes; Serrasalmidae. The record is from RefSeq and is a predicted model, not a curated record. Gene Ontology annotation, molecular function: ubiquitin protein ligase activity; protein-folding chaperone binding. Bases 442 to 1305 code for a protein of 287 amino acids. Gene Ontology annotation, biological process: cellular response to misfolded protein; proteasome-mediated ubiquitin-dependent protein catabolic process; positive regulation of proteolysis. The transcript is spliced from 8 exons.
UGGACACUCUACGUCACGGUCACAAACAAGCCGAGAGCCUUUAGCUGUAGCUUUUUCCGCACAGCGCCGUGAGGAUGACCGGCUCUCUGUAGCCGCCGAUGGAAACGACAACAUUUCCCGGAUUUACGUCUCCAUAAGAGGAUCCAGCGAUGAGUCUGAGAAGCGUAUAAGCGGCGGAGGGGGCGAAUCUCCCUACACCAUAAUAGAUAUAGCUGCUAAGCUAAGCUAAACGAAGCUAGGCUAACGGCGGAGUCUCCUCGGCGCUGUGACCGGGGAAGGAGCUCGGGCGCCGGGCAGAGCGCUGUGUUUACCACCGCUCGAGGACAGAGGCAUCUCUCCAAGUGACGCCGUACCCCGGGAGCGGCCGGUGCCCCAGCCGAAGAGACGGGGAACAGGAUUGGGAAGCAGGGGGGAGCGGCCACCGCAGAGCCCGUGGAGAAGAUGCAGGCCGGCAGCCCGGAGAAGGGCUCCUCCUCGGCGCAGGAGCUCAAGGAGCAGGGCAACCGCCUGUUCCUCUGCCGCAAGUACCAGGAGGCCGCUGCCUGCUACAGCAAAGCCAUAAACCGGAAUCCCUCAGUAGCAGUCUACUACACUAAUCGGGCAUUGUGCUAUGUGAAGCUACAGCAGUAUGAUAAGGCACUGGCUGACUGCAAACACGCACUAGAGCUCGAUAGCCAAUCAGUCAAGGCGCACUUCUUCCUGGGGCAGUGCCACCUGGAGCUGGAGAACUAUGAGGAGGCCAUCGGCAACCUGCAAAGAGCGUACAACCUGGCGAAAGAGCAGCGUCUGAAUUUUGGCGAUGACAUUCCGAGCGCUCUGCGCAUCGCUAAGAAAAAGCGCUGGAACAGCAUGGAGGAGAAACGGAUCAGCCAGGAAAACGAGCUGCACGCCUAUCUCACCAAACUCAUCCUGGCUGAGAGGGAGAGGGAAAUGGAGGCCUACAGAGAGAAGCAGGUGGACGACAAUCAGAUCGACAGUGAAAUCAGCAAGAUCAAAUCCAAACACGAUAAAUAUCUGAUGGACAUGGAUGAGCUCUUUGCUCAAGUGGACGAGAAGAGAAAGAAGAGGGAGAUUCCAGACUAUCUUUGUGGGAAAAUCAGCUUUGAACUGAUGAGGGAGCCUUGCAUCACACCCAGUGGCAUCACCUACGACCGCAAAGACAUAGAGGAACAUCUACAGCGUGUGGGACAUUUUGACCCGGUGACCCGUAGUCCUCUGACCCAGGAUCAGCUGAUCCCUAAUCUGGCCAUGAAGGAGGUGAUCGAUGCCUUCAUCCAGGAGAACGGCUGGGUGGAGGACUACUGAGCACACACACACACACACACAGACAGACAGACAGACAGACAGACAGACAGACAGACGACAGACUGACGGAUGGACGGACAGGACGGGAGGAGUGUGAGAGUAGAACAGAGUGGCCUCCUGUAUGUAUGUGUGCACUUUAAGCAGGAGGAACCUCACCAUGAAACAGUCCUUUAAACUGCUGGAGUCUCUCAGGUCUCCUGCCUUUUCUCUCUCUCUCUCUCUCUCUCUCUCUCUCUCUCUCUCUCUUUCUUAAUCUCUGUCUCUCUAGCCGUGAACUCGUCGUGUUUGUGCCACAGACCUGCAUCCAUGCUUUCAAAACAAGGGUUGUGGGGCUUCUCUCUCUCUUUUUCUCUCUCUCUCUCUCUCUCUCUCUCUCUCUCUCUCUCUCUCUCUCUUCUAUUCUGAUGUAGUGUUUUCUCAGUGUGAACUGGAUUAAGGUAAAUAGUACAUACUUUAUUUGGCCACCAGUAAACCAUUAAACGAUGCUCCCUCUCUCUCUCACAUGCACACAUACAUGUCUCUCUUUCUCCCUCAGAGCUCACUGCAGAACAGAAAUCUUUUUCUCUUACUAGAAAUCUUGCCAGAUUUGUCCGUGGAUUCUCUGCAGUCAGAGUCCGAAUGGUUGGAUGAUGCUAUAAAAAACACCAAAUUAAACAAAAAAAGAUGACCUGCCAGAUGUUUUAAGAGGAAAAAUCCUGGGAAACCUCUUUUGUUGUGUCCAUUUUCAGCGUGGAGGUGGUGAAUGUGUGUUUGGCGUUUGUGUCUUACUGCUAGAGCUUUAUUACCCAAGUUUAGUCUCGCGGAGCCAGACGGGAUCACGUAAGAAGAACACACGUCUGGGGACAGCUUAAAUUUUUGGUGCUGGAUUGCAGUGAAAUCUGAAAGGGUACAAGGAUACGCCCCCUCUAAACCCCGCCCCCAGAGCUUUUUAAACAUCUAUAACACAAUCAAUAAUGCGAGCAAAGCAAGGUAGCUAAGGUAGCUUUUACCUUAAUGUUUAUUUUUCAGUAGGGACGCACCGAUAUGGUACGGAGCCCCGCUGGUGACAUCCUGUAUAAAUAAACAUAAUGUGUGGCCAUGACGUAGUAAGGCAUAGGAACAAGAUAAUUAAGGUGUGGCCAUGACUCAGUAAAGCAUGGGAACGAGAUCCUAAUGCGUGGCCACAACUUAGUAAGGCAUGAUGUCGAGAUCCUAAGUCGUGGCCACGCAUCUCAUUCCCUUGCGUUAAUAAGGCCACAGCUUAUUUUUAUUUAUAUGGGACGUCACCAGCAGGGCUCCGUAAUAUGGGAAUUGUGGGCCGAUGCUAAUAUGUGACUUUGUUCAUGUAUGUACUGUUGUAUGCAAAAGUUUGUGCACCCCUUUUGAAAUGAUAUUUUGUUGAAUUUCUAAGUGAACACGUCCUCUACAGAGAACACACUUACGCACAUUUUAACUCACACUUACUGUUUAUUUAAUGAAUUCAACAUUUUGGGUGGGGUGGGUGUCUCUUAUUUAGGUCUGUUCCUGUACAUGACAUGUUUUGCAUUUAUAUAUCGCUGCUGUCGGAACAAAACCUCGUACAUCCAUGUUUUAACGUUUUUCAGUUUUUAACAUAAUUUGAAAAUUACUCUUGUUCUUUACAUUGCAUGUAAAUUUCGUGAUGAAUGGACCAAAACAAAUGGCCCAAAAUUGCUUGGAAAAAGUCUGGUUCCAUUGACUCACAUUAAAAGUAGAGUAUGUUUUUUCCUUCUCCUUUAAAGUUACCAUUUUGGAGAUACGAUGUUUUGUUCCGACAGCAGCGAUACGACUGUUGCUGUUGAUACUGAUACAUAAACAUUUAUAAGAUGUAGAAAUUGGGACUAAACUUACCUGGAUUAGCAGGUGUUAUCAAAUAUCACUCAGAUCUGAACUUCUGUCAGAUGCUUAUACUUUGUUUUAAGCGUCGCAAAUUUUUAUCAUGUAAUGUGUUCUGCAUACCCAUCUACAUGCUUAUCGUAGAAACUGGCAGGUCUUUUCAGCCGUGCUAACUUACAUUACAUCCAUGGGCGAACGACAGUCUGCUAACGACAGUCUUCUAACGACAGUCUUCUAACGACAGUUGACAAACCCACCACCAGUUCCUUCAUUUGGUGUUGACUUGGUUUUGAAAUUUCAACCUCAAUUGGUUCCCAGUCUAAGAAGUCUACGUUCUCACCCGCUUUCAGCCCAAUGGUCCUCAUGCUUGUCCCCAGACGUUCUCAUCACAAGAUCAUGUCCGGCCCGUCGAGACUGAGUGACAUAAUGUUCAUUAUACAGACAUUGCAUAAGUAGAGUUAAUGAGAUUGUUAGGAAGGGUUACGAAUGUUGGCUGAAGUUGCCGUGGUGUGUCUGAGAGUUUUCGCUUGGAAACUGUUGCUGUGGGUGAUUUUCUUUAAGCUGUACAUUUUUAUAUAUACAUACUCGCACAACAGUUCUAGCCUCCAGAGAUCCAGUACCUCGCUGUGUAUCCAAUCAAACUGUGGUAGAUUUCGACCAAUCAGGGGAAGGGGGAGGAGCCUAGGAAUCAGCAACAACAUGCAAUCAUUACUAAUGCUAUGUUACAGACCAUACCUCUGCUUUGCUGUGUGUGUGUGUGUGUGAGAGAGAGAGAGAGAGAGAGAGAGAGAGAGAGAGGUGUGGUGUGUAAGUCAGUCCGGUUUUAGUCUGUAAAGUUUGGUUACCCUUUUCUGUUUGACUGUAUUAGAUGCUUCACUUUUAAUUUGUCCCGAACACACAAACUCACAUUAUUUUUUUUUAUAUUAUUUUAUUUUAGUCUCGGUGUCUGGCUAGGUUAGCCGUUAGCUAGAAAGGUCUUUAAAGGUCUUUAAAGCUCUUUAGCUGUCGAUGAAGCUGUUACUGGCUACAGCAAGUAUUCAGUCGAGAAGAGGAACAUUUGGACGCAUGUUAAAUAAAUCUUAUUUUUUCUAAAAA